AAUGGUGCCUGAAGAAGAGCCUCAAGACCGAGUGACUCACAAUUUUAUGUAUAGCAAAACUGUCAAGAGGCUGUCCAAGUUACGAGAGUAUCAACAGUAUCAUCCAAGCCUGACCUGCAUCAUGGAAGGAAAGGACAUAGAAGAUUGGAGCUGCUGCCCAACCCCUUGGACUUCAUUUCAGUCUAGUUGCUACUUUAUUUCUACCGUGAUGCAAUCUUGGACUGAGAGUCAAAAGAACUGUUCUGUGAUGGGGGCUGAUCUGCUGGUGAUCAACACCAAGGAAGAGCAGCAAACCCUGAAGGAAGGAAACUGA
Messenger RNA from Nomascus leucogenys (northern white-cheeked gibbon), 313 nucleotides. It is a transcript of the gene CLEC4C, whose product is annotated as C-type lectin domain family 4 member C. NCBI's taxonomy places the organism in Eukaryota, Metazoa, Chordata, Mammalia, Primates, Hylobatidae. The transcript has 4 exons. The coding region runs from base 2 to 313 and encodes 103 amino acids. The record is from RefSeq and is a predicted model, not a curated record.